Molecule: messenger RNA, 735 nt
Organism: Corapipo altera (White-ruffed manakin)
Lineage: Eukaryota; Metazoa; Chordata; Aves; Passeriformes; Pipridae
Product: HORMA domain-containing protein 1-like
Exons: 8
Source: RefSeq, a predicted model, not a curated record
UCUUAAAGCCCUUUGAAAAUCCCAGUGGGCUGGGUGCCAGUUAGCACUGAGGAGCAUCUCCUUUGGAAGCUCGUAUUUCAUAGAAAUACAGACAUAAAUAUUCUAAUUACUGCGUCCUGCAGCCUCGGGGGAGGCCUGUGCUGCUGUGGAAAUCAAGGAUCUGAUGCUGGGGGUUAUCAGACAGACUGUCCUGCUCUGUUUGCUGACAAUUCCAGGUUGCUUUGAGCUGGCAGAAGAAUCUCUGCGAAAUGGCAACUGCUCAGAAGCAAAGGAAUUGCACGAGUGCAGUUGUCUUCCCUAAAAAAAUAGCCACGGAGCAGCAGUCCCUGAUGCUGGUGAAGAGGCUCCUGGCAGUGGCCGUGUCCUGCAUCACGUACCUGAGAGGAAUCUUCCCUGAAAGUGCCUAUGGAACGAGAUACAUGGAUGAUGUCUGUGUCAAAAUCCUGAGGGAAGACAAGAACUGCCCUGGCUCCAGCCAGCUGGUGAAAUGGAUGCUGGGGUGCUACGAUGCCUUGCAGAAGAAAUACCUCAGGCAGAUUGUCCUCGCAGUCUACACCCAGCCAGAAGAUCCUCAGACGGUCACCGAGUGUUACCACUUCAAGUUCAAGUACACCCCGCACGGGCCGCUCCUGGAUUUCGGCAGGUACAGUCCCAGCAUUCUCCUGCCUGCUUUUCCAGCCCCCUCUGCCUGGCAAAACUUGGGAUUUUACCUGUUUGCUGUUCGAAGUCUGGAUC